GUGAGGAAGCACGGCUGCUUCGCCGAGAAGCUCUCGCUGGGUCCAGCGCACGUCAAGCCUGGGAGGAGCUCUUAAAGGCAGCUGAAGGCGUCCAGCAACCGCUGAGCUUCAAGAGCAGCCUGCGACAGUGCAAGGUGGGUGCUCCGCCGAAUUCAUCGACGGACAAACUUCUCCACCUCGCGAACGCGCAGAGGGCACUGCGCGAGGUUAAGCACAUCCUCGCCGAGCACGAUGUCCCAGUGAUACUCCUCGGCGGGCUGCUGCUGGGCUUCCGGUCGCACUGUAUGGCCACGGACGUGGGCAUGGACAGUGAUGUGGCCACCUUCGGGCCGUGGAUCCAGGCCGCUGGCAUGCCUUCGCUCCAGGAGGCCUUUCGCCGCCGGGGACAUAAGCUGGAUGCGAGCCUUUGCCAGGCGGGCCCCCUUCGCAGUGGCUGCACGCUGUCAGCAGUUUUGGAUGGUCCUGGGCUCAGCGGCCCGACACCGAGGAUCCAUAUCCACGUACUGUUCUCCGCGCCCGCGCCUUCUGCCACAAGCCUCCCCGGCCGCUUCCUGCAGUGCGCCAGCGCUUGCGGAAGUGGCUGUGCCUCGUGCGACCUCGCCUAUGCCUUCCGAACUGAGUCCUCUCAGCAGCAGGGCCGUUUCUUCCCCUGCCCGCUGCCCAUUCACAACUUUGUGCUGGCAACCUGGAUGAAUGAAACUUUCUGGGCCCCUGCGGAGACAGAUCUCUACCUCCAAAGCGAGUACGGAUCAGAUUUGCCACUGCCGGAUGCGGCCCCGCACCGUGGGUGCUCGGACAAACCGGUGGCUCCGUAUGACUCCUACUUUUCAGGCCUGCCCGGCGGCAUUGAGGUAAUGCAAAGGCAGCACAUUGUCGAGAGCAAGCACGCCAAGCGGAUCGCGAAGGCAGCUGUUCAUGAUCGGCAGCUGUGGCGGAAGAGAUUCCCCGGUGAUGCUUCCCUCUCAGAAAUGGCCCCCUGGCAGUUUCCGCAAACGCCGCAAGCGACCAGAGUUCAAUGGCCGAGACCACAGCUUGCGACUGCCGUGCUUCCGUCUCUGUCGGCAUUGCUUGGUGUACUCGCGGCAGGGGUAUCCAUCCGCACCAUCUGGGCAAGCUCUAGCAGCAGUGGACUGUUGCAGCUGAUCUGGCAUCAGUCCUUCGACGGUGCUGCGCUCAGCCUGUAUGUGGCCCUGAUCCUCGUGCUGGCCUUUCUGCAAUCCCUGGCAGCUGCCAAAGGUUCUGAAGCUCUGGCAGCCGCCGUGCUGUUCGAAGCUGCGGAGCUGCUUCGGGCUGCAGGCACCGCCUGGGCAGGUGGGCGGCUCUCCUUAUGGAGGUCCCUGUGCACCUGCCAGCCGACGAGGCUGGGACGCGUUCCUGUGUGGAUGCUCACCGCUCUCCCGGGCGUUGCCGGAGCAGUCAGCUGCUGGAUCUCCUUUGUCAGCCUGUGUUGGCUGGAUCCAGCAACUUACAUCCUGCUGACUCAGGCUUCCCUCUUGCUCGUGGAAGUGCCGGGGCACUGCUCCGAUGCAUUUCGAUCUUGGAGAUCUGCUUGCGGAGCUGCACUUGUCGCUUGCGCCUUCAUGCUGAAAGCUUCGAAGGCACUUGAGACUGCAGAUGCCGCGCUGGGCCGGGGUCUUCUUUGUGCUCUCUUCCAGGUGCCACUGCAUGCCAUGGCUGCAGCACCCUUGCCCAAGGUCGACGCGCCUUGGGAGCUCCUUUCCGCCAGCCGGCAUGCACAGGGACUGCUUCUCUUGGUGGCCUUGCUGUCCGGCUUCACCCCUCGGCCAUAUGCUUCUUCUUUGGAUGCCAUGGCUCAGGUCUUCAGAAGCCAAUGGCUGUUGUGUGCCGUGGGCUUCCUGCUGGCGACCUCCGCAAUCAAGGAGGUCUUGCUCCCACGAAUUUCCCCGCCAAUGAGGGAACUCGGCGUUGGUGGCUUGAUGCUGAAGGCCUCGACGCUUCAGUGGCUGCUGCUGUCCUGGGGAG
This is a messenger RNA of Symbiodinium sp. CCMP2456, 1983 nucleotides long. NCBI's taxonomy places the organism in Eukaryota, Dinophyceae, Suessiales, Symbiodiniaceae. The record is from the annotation of a GenBank genome assembly.